Molecule: messenger RNA, 6405 nt
Organism: Photinus pyralis (common eastern firefly)
Lineage: Eukaryota; Metazoa; Arthropoda; Insecta; Coleoptera; Lampyridae
Product: glutamate synthase [NADH], amyloplastic
Exons: 25
Coding region: 219-6344 (2041 amino acids)
Molecular function (GO): FMN binding; flavin adenine dinucleotide binding; glutamate synthase (NADH) activity
Source: RefSeq, a predicted model, not a curated record
AACAUCGCGCCAGUCCACAAUUGCCUGUAAUCGUGGUGUUUUCGUAUCUUCUAUCUCCUCGUUCUCGCGUAUCUAGCGACAUUCAAUUCUAAUUGUUCUUCUAAAGCAAUAAUCGAAGUCAAUAUUCCUACUUCUAGUUUGUUACAAAAAAAGACAAUUUAAACAUCGAAAAAUAAGGAAGCUCGACUAGCUACACUUGCAAACCGCUUGGCAAAUACAUGGCGGAACCGUGGCAGGGACCGUCAAAGCAGGGCUUGUAUGAUCCUAGUUUCGAAAAAGAAGCGUGCGGUGUUGGUUUCAUUGUUGCCAUUGAUGGACACCGUUCGCAUAAGAUAGUUCAAGAUGCACAACGUUUGGCAAUUUCUAUGAACCACAGAGGCGCUUGCGCUUGUGACAAUGAUACCGGAGAUGGCGCAGGCGUACUCACUGCGAUUCCUCAUGAUUAUUACGCUGCUAUAUUAAGACGUGAAGAGUUUAAUGUGCAACUACCCCCAUUCGGACGCUAUGGUACUGGAAUAUUUUACUUGGAUAAACUACAUCACCAAGAAUCAGAAGCCAAAUUUACGGCACUCGCUAAAGAAGUGGGAAUUAAUGUCCUCGCAUGGCGUACUCUUCCAACCGAUAACUCAAACAUCGGUCAAGUAGCCAAAAAUGCUGAGCCAUUUAUGCGACAAGUUUUCAUUGCUCCAAUAAAGGAGAUCAGUGACGCAGAAAUUGACACUCAAUUUUUUGUUCUGCGUAAAAGAGCGACCCACUCAAUUCCGUCGCCCGGGCGGCGCUUUUACAUUUGCUCAUUAAGCAGACUCGUCGUCGUUUAUAAAGGUCAAUUAACGUCCGAUCAGUUAUGGACUUAUUUCCCAGAUUUGCUCGAUCCGCUUUACAACACUUACCUAGCCCUUGUUCACACCAGAUUUUCCACCAACACCUUUCCGAGUUGGGAACGUGCUCAUCCGCUAAGAAUGAUCGCACAUAAUGGUGAAAUCAACACGUUGCGAGGAAACGUGAAUUUUAUGAAAGCUCGCGAAGGUGUCAUGAAGAAUAGCGAAUUUGGCAAGAGCUUACAGUUGCUCUAUCCGGUCGUCGAGCCCAAUUUAUCAGACAGUGGAUCUGCGGAUUGUGUGCUCGAAUUUCUGGUUCACGCCGGUAAACGCUCUUUACCUGAGGCCGUUAUGACUAUGGUACCCGAGGCGUGGCAUAAUGACAUAACAAUGAGCAAUGAAAAACGUGACUACUAUCAGUGGGCAGCUUGUAUUAUGGAACCUUGGGAUGGACCAGCGCUCAUUUCUUUUACCGACGGCCGUUUUAUCGGCGCUAUUUUAGAUCGUAACGGCUUAAGACCUUCGCGAUUUUACGUCACCGAUGAUAAUAUAUUGAUAAUGGCUAGUGAGGUUGGAGUUUACAAUGUAGAUCCAGCUAAAGUGACGUUAAAAAGUCGCUUAAAACCCGGCAGAAUGCUAUUGGUUGAUACUAAGGAGCAGUCUGUUAUCCAAGAUAUUCAACUGAAGAAGGAAAUCGCACAGUCACGCCCCCAUUCACUUUGGUUGAAAGAGCAGAUGAUUACAAUGGACGAACUUCGCGCGGCGCAUUCCGAAGUUGGCCAUCCGAAAACAAUAAAAUAUCAAGCGAGCGGAUUAGCCGAUCAGAGAUUGCCACUGUUUGGAUAUUCCACGGAAGCUAUACAUCUGCUGUUACUACCCAUGAUAAAUGACAAAAAAGAAGCACUGGGAAGUAUGGGCAACGAUGAACCAUUAUCCUGUCUCUCUUCAUUCGCUCCACUUCUUUAUACUUAUUUCAAGCAGUUAUUUGCACAAGUCACCAAUCCUCCGAUUGACCCAUUUCGAGAGAAGGUCGUUAUGUCGUUACAGUGCCCGAUCGGACCCGAGGCUAACAUCCUCCAACCCGACGCUAAACAAGUGCACCGCUUAUGGUUGAAGCAACCGGUCAUUUCCAUUGCCGAUUUGGAAGUGUUGAAGCUCACUAAUCACCGUGGUUGGAGUGCACACGUUUUAGAUACAACUUUCCCAGUUGCCGAAGGAAUCGCGGGUCUCCUCCCAAAACUCCAAGCUAUUUGUGAUGAAGCCGAGGCGGCGAGUAAAGAAAAUCAAAUUCUUGUAAUAUCUGAUAGAAUGGCUGGUCCGGAAAGGGUACCAAUAAGUAGUCUGCUAGUGUUAGGUGCUGUACAUCAUUCCUUAAUCGAAACACGUUCCCGGAUGAAAGUUGCGUUAGUUGUCGAAAGCGGUGAGGUUCGUGAAGUUCACCACAUUUGUGUGCUCUUAGGUUACGGUGCCGACGCCAUCUGCCCCUAUUUAGCGUUAGAAUUGGCGUCAAGUUUACGCGAUCAAGGGAUCAUCGAUUGCAAUUACACCGACGAGAUGAUAUUCAAUAACUAUUCGCAGGCCAUGCAAACGGGUAUUAGUAAGGUAAUGGCCAAAAUGGGUAUUUCCACCUUACAGUCGUACAAAGGUGCCCAAAUCUUUGAAGCGGUGGGUUUAGGUGAUGACGUUAUCGAUAAAUGUUUUAGGGGGACUCCGUCUCGUCUUGGUGGAGUAACAUUGGAAUUGUUAGCUACGGAAGCUGUCGAGCGUCAUAAUAAUGCUUAUAAGUUUUCACCUGAUACUUUAGUCCUUAGGGACGCAGGUAAUUAUUAUUGGCGAGCCGGUGGUGAAAAACAUAUCAAUGACCCUGGUAGUAUCGCAGCCUUACAGGAAUCCGCACUGACCAAGAAUAAAUCGGCAUAUGAUAAAUUUAGAGAGGCAACAAUGGAGUCGGUUAAGAACUGUAUGCUGAGAGGUCGAUUAGAAUUGCGUACUUUAGACCAAGCGCUUCCUUUGUCAGAGAUUGAAUCUGCUUCCAAUAUUGUUAAACGUUUCGCAACUGGUGCUAUGAGUUUUGGAUCUAUAAGUUUAGAAGCGCAUCAAACUUUGGCAAUUGCGAUGAAUAAGUUCGGUGGUAAAAGUAACACUGGUGAAGGAGGAGAGGAUGCCGAAAGAUAUUUGGACGCCGAAAAACGUUCCUCGAUUAAGCAGGUGGCUUCUGGACGGUUUGGGGUGACAUCCUCGUAUUUGGCACAUUCCGAUGACUUGCAGAUUAAAAUGGCGCAAGGUGCCAAGCCAGGGGAGGGUGGCGAAUUGCCUGGAUAUAAAGUUUCUCCUGACAUAGCUAAGACUAGACAUUCGGUUCCUGGAGUGGGAUUAAUUUCACCGCCGCCUCACCACGAUAUCUAUUCCAUUGAAGAUCUUGCCGAACUAAUAUACGAUUUGAAAUGUGCCAAUCCCAAUGCUCGCAUUUCCGUUAAACUUGUGUCAGAAGUCGGCGUGGGAGUGGUGGCGUCUGGAGUUGCAAAAGGCAAAGCGGAACAUAUCGUCGUUUCCGGUCACGAUGGCGGUACUGGGGCGAGUUCCUGGACCGGAAUUAAAAACGCGGGCUUACCUUGGGAAUUGGGAAUAGCCGAAACUCAUCAAGUACUAGUCUUAAAUAACCUCCGAUCUCGAAUAGUGCUCCAAGCUGAUGGGCAAAUUCGUACGGGUUUCGACGUCAUAGUCGCCGCGCUUUUAGGUGCGGACGAAAUCGGGUUUAGCACAGCUCCGUUAAUUGUAAUGGGUUGCACAAUGAUGCGUAAGUGCCAUCUGAACACGUGCCCCGUGGGCAUUGCGACCCAAGAUCCCAUUCUUCGGAAAAAAUUCACCGGGCAGCCGGAACAUGUGAUUAAUUACUUCUUUAUGUUAGCCGAAGAAGUGCGAGAGCAUAUGGCGUCGCUUGGGGUUCGUAGCUACCAAGAACUUAUCGGUAGAACUGAUCUUCUGAGAGCUUCCGAGUGUGGGAACAUGAAAGCGAAGAUGCUCAAUUUAAAUUUAAUUUUACAAAACGCUUUGCAUUUACGACCCGGUGUAAACAUUAAGGGUGGAACCGAACGGCAAGAUUUUCAGUUAGAACAAAGACUUGACAACAAAUUGAUCGAGUUAUCGAAAGACGUGAUCGAUGGAAGAAGUAAAUAUGUUAAAAUUGAGAUGGACAUUACAAAUGAAUGCCGCGCCUUUGCGUCCACACUUAGUUAUUAUGUUUCAAUGAAAUAUAAUGAGGAGGGAUUACCGAAUGAUUCCAAGAUUGAUAUUUAUUUAAAGGGAUCUGCUGGUCAGAGUUUCUGUGCGUUUAUGGCUAACGGAAUUACGUGUACCUUAGAAGGUGAUGCUAAUGAUUAUGUAGGUAAGGGUCUUUCCGGCGGCAUCAUAAUAAUCUGCCCCCCGAAAACCUCAAAGUUCGAAUCACAUUUAAACGUCAUCGCCGGAAACGUUUGCCUGUAUGGUGCUACAAGUGGACGUGCUUACAUGCGGGGUAUAGCUUCGGAACGUUUCGCUGUUCGUAAUUCCGGAGCAGUCGCCGUUGUAGAGGGCGUCGGUGAUCAUGGUUGUGAAUAUAUGACGGGCGGCGUUGUACUUAUUUUAGGUUUAACCGGGCGUAAUUUUGCGGCGGGCAUGUCUGGUGGUAUAGCGUACGUGUGGGAUAUUGACGGAUCGUUUUCAAGUAAAUGCAAUCGCGAGAUGGUGGAGCUUUGCAAGUUGGAAGAUAAAGAGGAUUUGGACAUUGUAAGGACGUUGCUGCAAGAGUUCCAUGAGUACACUGGCAGUGUUCUUGCCGAACAGUUGCUGAAAGAAUUUAAAACUAGAAUGAAGGAAUUUGUGAAAGUUUUCCCCUAUGAAUACCAAAAGGUAUUGAAGCAGAAACUGACGGAAGUUGUCGCAAAACCAGUACUGCAUAAUUCGAUCGAGCCGAAUAUUAAAGACAUCGAAGAUUCUGUAGCUGAUCUGGCGAUUGAGCAGAAGAAGUCGGAGCGGGCGUUGGACAAACUAAGAGGUUUUAUGAAAUAUCCACGGGAGACUUCCGUGUAUAGGCAGGCAGAGAAACGCUUGAAGGACUGGGACGAAAUAUACAACUUUCCGCACGUACGCAAAGGUCUACGUGUGCAGGCUGCAAGAUGUAUGGAAUGUGGUGUUCCCUUCUGUCAGUCUAACGUCCACGGUUGUCCUUUGGGGAAUAUUAUUCCGAAGUGGAAUCUCUUAAUAUUUCAAAAUCAGUGGAGACAUGCACUUAAUCAAUUGCUCCAAACUAAUAAUUUUCCUGAGUUUACUGGUAGGGUGUGUCCUGCCCCGUGUGAAGCUGCAUGUGUUCUAGGUAUUUCUGAGCCGAGUGUUACCAUAAAGAACAUCGAGUGUGCUAUAAUAGACCAUGCAUUUGAGCAAGGUUGGAUUGUGCCGCAAAUUCCUUCAAUUCGUAGCGGAAAACGUGCAGCUGUCGUUGGUUCUGGACCGGCCGGACUCGCAUGCGCUCAACAGCUUAACAAAGCCGGGCAUUUAGUUACAGUAUUUGAAAGAAAUGAUCGAAUGGGUGGCUUGUUACAGUAUGGCAUUCCCACUAUGAAAUUAAGUAAAACUGUGGUGCAGAGGCGUGUGGAUUUAAUGGCAGCCGAAGGUGUCACUUUUAAACCAAAUAUUAAUGUUGGGAAAGAUAUUUCUGCUAAGGAUUUAAGUGAGGAGUUUGACGUUGUUGUCAUGUGUACUGGAGCUACUUGGCCUCGUGAUUUACCAUUACCAGGACGUCAACUUGCCGGCAUCCAUUUCGCGAUGGAGUUUUUGGAAAGUUGGCAAAAACGGCAACUGGGAACCACUAUGCCCGGACCAUUAGCCAAAGAUAAACACGUAAUUGUUAUCGGCGGCGGUGAUACCGGAUGUGAUUGUAUCGCUACGUCGCUCCGUCAAGGCGCCGCCUCAAUAACCACGUUUGAAAUUUUGCCCGAGCCGGGCAACAAUCGUAGCGCCGAUAACCCCUGGCCGCAAUGGCCGCGUAUUUUUAGAGUCGAUUAUGGACACGAUGAGGUUAAGGUUAAAUUUGGAUCCGAUCCGAGAGUGUUCAGCAUUAUGACGCAAGAAUUUCUCGACGACGGGAAAGGGCAAGUUGCGGGAGUGCGGACUGUAGCAGUUGAUUGGGUGAAGGAUGAUGCCGGACGGUGGCAGAUGAAUCAACGGCCUGGUUCUGAAAAAGUAUUUAAGGCGGAUUUGGUACUUCUCGCCAUGGGCUUCCUGGGACCAGAGCGUGCUAUCGCCGAUCAGCUUGGCCUUACACUAGACGCUCGUUCUAAUUUUAAUACCAAAGAUUACAAAACUAAUUUACCAAACGUUUACGCGGCAGGAGAUUGCCGCCGUGGACAGUCUUUAGUUGUUUGGGCGAUCGCGGAAGGUCGUCAAGCCGCUAGAAAAGCGGACGAAUUUUUAAACAAGGGUGAAACUGCACUACCUGGCCCCGGUGGCAUUGUUCAACCGAAUUUAAUUCCAGUAGCUUGCCCAGUUUAAAAUGUUUUAAUUUUAUUUUGUAUUAGUGUUUGAAAUGUUAUUAAAGGAAGUAUUUAAUUAC